AAAACCUCUCUCUUCAUCAAAGAGGCUUCCUCAUAGCUCAUUAUUCUUUUUUUCUUUUUCUUUUUCUUUUCAAUGGCUAGUUCCAAGAGGCAAAUUGAGGUUCAAACAGAAGAUCAAACACCACAUAAAUGGUGCAAAUCAUUGGGAGAAGAGGUUUUCAAAAGAUUCUUCAGCCAGGCUAAUCCAACAGUGCAUAAGGUUUUUGGUGAUGGAUCAUUAUUCAGUCCUAUGUUGUUUGGAAAAUUCUUUGAUCCUUCUGAUGCAUUUCCUCUUUGGGAGUUUGAAUCAGAUGUGUUGUUGUCUCAUCUUAGGAGCAACAAUCAAACCUCUGUUGAUUGGUCUGAGACAGAUGAUGGAUACAUAGUAAAGGCUGAAAUACCAGGAGCAGGGAAAAGUAACAACAUUCAAGUGCAUGUUGAUAAUGGAAAAGUUGUGGAGAUUAGUGGACCAUGGAAGCAAAGAGAAUCAUCAUCAAAGUCAUCAUCAUCAUCACAUGACUGGAGGUGUGGCCAUUGGUGGGAUCAUGGAUUUGUAAGAAGGCUUGAGAUUCCAGAUGAUGCUGAUUUCAAGAACAUUGAAGCUCACUUAUACAAUGACGUUUUCUUAGAGAUACAAAUCCCAAAGACCAAAAGGGGUACCAUUGCUGAUGUGGCCUAAAACCAAAGUUUCAAUGCUACUAGAGUUUGUUUACAAUCCUAGUAGUAACAACUUUUUAUGCAAAAUUGAUACUUACAUUUUGACAUUUAACAAACUUGUUAUUAUAACUCUCAUACUUCAAUCUAAUGUUACUAUAUCAGCAAGCUUAUUCUAAUGAUGUAAAAUAUAAAAAUAUACACAGAAGGAAGGAAAUAAAGAUAAAAUUGUAGUGUAUAUAAGAGGCACUACUUUAUAUCUUCUGAAAA
Arachis duranensis is the source of this 902-nucleotide messenger RNA. Its product is annotated as 21.7 kDa class VI heat shock protein. Lineage: Eukaryota; Viridiplantae; Streptophyta; Magnoliopsida; Fabales; Fabaceae. The record is from RefSeq and is a predicted model, not a curated record. Bases 73 to 657 code for a protein of 194 amino acids. The transcript has 2 exons.